Aspergillus wentii DTO 134E9 is the source of this 2544-nucleotide messenger RNA. RefSeq lists its product as uncharacterized. The transcript has a single exon. Bases 1 to 2544 code for a protein of 847 amino acids. The record is from RefSeq and is a predicted model, not a curated record. Lineage: Eukaryota; Fungi; Ascomycota; Eurotiomycetes; Eurotiales; Aspergillaceae.
AUGCCCGGUUCCGGUCAACAAGGCCUCGUCGAAACCGUCCGAGAACAGUCAGUCGUUUCGGCCCAACGAAGCCUCUCGACAUUCGAACGAGUUAUCACCACCAAUGCUCCUAUCCUCGAGUCUCUCCUGCUACAAGCCCCGACCGAUUCCAUCUUCAAGCUCUACCAUACCUCCCGUUACCUCCGUUCCUUUCUCCGAUCCUAUCCGACAGCAUGGAAGUACCUAUCUUUCCGCUUGUAUUAUCCUUCAGGCACUCCUCCUCCAGUACGAGUGGUUAUCCCGGGCUCAUCGGAGACUCUGGUGCCGCGCCAGUCCCGACCAUAUGCUCUUGACCAGUUGUUGAUGAAUGUGGUGGUGCCGUUUAGUCCGAUACUCAAGAGCCUAGAACUAGAUAAUACAGCGGUAUCGGGCCAGAUCCUUAUCUCGACGGUCUUACAUUCCCGGCGAGAAACCCUAGAGCAUCUCUCCGUCCGGGGUUGCAAGAAUGUGUCGCUCAAAUACCACAUCAUUCCAUACCUAACCAUGUUUGGCCUUCAGUACGACGUGGACAUGGAAACCAACUCCGGAACUUCUACCUCGAAAAAACACCUUGCCCUCAAGAGCCUCUACACAUACCGGUGUCGUCACCACCGCCGAAGGCCCUAUCUCUCCUCAUCGUUGGUACGGAAGGAUUCAGACUCUGAGCCCACCCAUGAGCUGGUCAAUCUAUGCCACAAGCUGGGGAUCUGGACGGAUACGACCUGGUGCUCGACUCCCGCUGGAAGAUGCUAUAGGAGAAGAGGUUAUGUCUCUAUGCGGGUUCCGCAGGGGUCUGCUGAGGUUUGGGUAGUUUUCGAUCGAUUAUGGCGGUCCAAAAACUGGAUCGGGCCCAUUGACUCGUCAUAUCGGGCACCUGCGGAGCGGGAUGGAAAGGUAUGGGAGCAUGGCGAAUUUGGAAACUUUGGUGAGGCGUUGGGAACCGGAGAAGGAGAUUGUUACGGUGAGGGCAAAACGGUACCCGCUCACCUGCGUCACAGCCACACACGAUUUGUCGAGAAUAUUCGGUGUGACAAUUGCCUCGAGGAUAUUUCCGAGAGGUGUGAGCAGUGCAGCAUCCUGAUGCACUGUGUUGGGUGUCGAAAGACUCUCUGUGCAAGCUGUGCUUAUGACAGACCAUACAGUCAUCUUCGAGCUCGGCCUUCUUCGGAAGACACAUCCUCGCAGGAAAGUGAUUCCAUCUGGUGGGCUCCUGGUGCUACAGUUUCGCCAUGUGUCAUGCAGGAUCCCUUGGUAGAUGGGUCAGGAAACGAAACGUUGAAUGCCAACGGUCCUACACCGUACCCGAAUCUCAAAUUCCAUUGGUGCUGUACCGAGCCCAUAUUCUCCGGCGGUGGUGGCAUCAGUAUCGGAACUCCCAACCGCGAUGUGGACCACGUGCGAGCAGUGCCUCUGCCUCGAGGGAAAGGCUGGGAAGAUCUGGAGUACACUGCCCAUGAGUGGAGCAAGACCUUCCCCAAGUACGCCUAUGGCGAUCCGAAGAAACCCGAUUACUCUCUCCAAGAGGGCCACAUUGCCAUGAUGAGAUGGCUGCUGGGACCCCCAGAUCGCAAGGCAUCAGCUUGCCCGCGUAACCUAUGCCAGAGCUGUUAUGACACUCCGCAAUGGAAGGUUCACUGCAAGAGCUGUUCGAAGCCAUUAUGUAUUGAACAUGAUCUCCGGGGUCUUCGCCUGCGGAUAUGUGGCUACCGGGACCUCGCUCUGGAAAAGAUAGCACUCCAGACCCAUAUCAAAGCCAAUCCACAGCAUGCUAAUCGUGAAACAUUUGUGCCUCGACACCUUCCGCAGACUGAUUCUAUGUCAGGGUUUGAACUUCCGUAUCGAACGCAACGGCUGCUCGACUCUACCACGAGCAGUUUUACCGAAGAGCAUCCUGCGGAAGGUUCGAUGGAUGCGACUCCACCUGCUUCGCAGAAUACUAUUGACCAGUCCGAGUCUUCUGUCCCCAUGCGGCGUCGGAGCUUCUCCGGGACAAACUCUAACCGGUCUGGUUCAUCGUCGCCAACUUCGGUGUACUGCGAGGCGCCUCUUGAAAUGCCUAAAUGGCAAGGCUGCCAGUCCUUCUUCUGUCCACAGUACCGAGCACUAGGGGAUCAGCGACAGAGGUGUGCGAGUGUCCUCCGGGAAUGUACGAGAUGCUCAGUGAACGUGUGCCAAGAUUGUAUCAAUGACAACCCGCCAUGCAACUGCUCUUACUGCUCCGUCAACUAUCUCUGUCCAAACUGUCUCAAGUUACGUGAGCAGGACGGCACUUGUCGCCGACAGGAAGAAGAGAGGGCUCGACGAGAGCAGAAGUGGAAGAGAGACAUGCAGGCGUUGGAAGGCAUUUUGGAAGUGAAGCUGGCAAACGAGGUGGCAGAAUAUGCAGGCCAAUUCUUCGACACUAUCGAACAGCCGGGUGGCGUUGUUGAGGAGGUGGAGGAUAUUGAUCACGACGAGUUUGCUGUGGACGACAGCUUCCACGACAUGGAGUAUGCGCAAGAGACGAUGCUAGACAGUCUCGAGUGA